UUUUUCUUCUUCUCGUUCUUCUUCUUCGGCUCUCCUCGAGAUCUUCCUGUCUACCGGUAUAUUCAGAUAGAUACAUACAGUAAUGACAACAUCAACAACAACGCCAUGCACUCACCACUCUUUAGAAGGCACUGCCUUUCAGGCGGCUCUGGAACGAUAUGUAGAUGAGAACAAACCAGAUCCAUUGGUCCUGCAACAGAUCCAAGCAUGGGAAAUGGAGUGGAAUACUGAUGAUGCUUUGACUACAACUUCUCCUGAUACUACCUCUUUGGAACCUACCGAUUGGCUACAAGGCACACUCACGUGGAAAAGCGACUACAUGGUGGCGCAGAUUGACUGCUCGUCUUGUUGGAACCAUAAAAAGGAUGAUGAUGAUGAUGAUAAAGACAAGAAUAAGCAAGGAUUGUACUUUGUGCUCAAGGCCACGCUUCGAUUUCGAACCAAACAUGACAACAAACAUAACAAAGACGACGACAAUAAAGAUAAAAAGGCAAACGACAAGAUCCGGACCAAAAUGAUUCAACGAUUGAGACAAGACGAUUACAUCAAAAAGUUGCUUUCAUCGGAGGAACAAAACGACAACAAGGAUUGGAAAAUGCUGUGCGAAGCACGCGUCAGUAUCCAACAGCAGCAACAACCAUCAUCCACUGCCACUGCAACUACUACUUCCGUCGUCGAACAAUUGGAGGAACGAGUCGAUGUCAACGAUGCGGUAGCCGAAGGACUCCGACGAGCACUCUUUUCCGCCUCCGAAAGCUCUCUCGAUGUCAUUGAAGUAUUGCUCUCUUUGCCACUACUCCCGGGAUCGGCACAUACACUGUCGUUUGAUUGUCCCUUGGCGGAUCGAGCCAAAUUACGAUUGUUGGAAGAUGCCAUGUUUGAUGCCUGCGAACGAGAAGGCGAAGAAGAAUUGAUUGAUGACUUGAAAAUAUCAACAGCCAACAACAACGAUAAUAGCAACAAGGAUGAGAGUGAGGAACCGCCGUCCAAGGGAGGAGGAGGUAGACCUGUCAAGCAACAAAAAACGACAAAACAGCAGCCAAACAAUCGAUCCAACAAGAGAACGAAACGAUAGCAUCUACUGCGCACAUUAUUAAAUAAAUGUACAGUAGGGAUGAUGUAUGUGCCCAGCAUUGGUGGACACUAAUGUGUCACUGUAAAAAGGGCAUCCCACGGAAUGUUUAACUCCCAAUCGCUGCCAUAGGCGGGGAACAGAAUCCCAUAUUAUAAUGAUAGCCUGCUUUGCUUUUUAAAAUUAAAGGCUUACUACACUGUAGUCCUUGUUGCUUCAGCUGACAUUACACACGGAAUGGACUGCACACUUCUUUC
Messenger RNA from Seminavis robusta, 1329 nucleotides. NCBI's taxonomy places the organism in Eukaryota, Bacillariophyta, Bacillariophyceae, Naviculales, Naviculaceae. The record is from the annotation of a GenBank genome assembly.